Molecule: messenger RNA, 1804 nt
Organism: Brassica oleracea var. oleracea
Lineage: Eukaryota; Viridiplantae; Streptophyta; Magnoliopsida; Brassicales; Brassicaceae
Product: putative glycerol-3-phosphate transporter 4
Exons: 3
Coding region: 63-1652 (529 amino acids)
Biological process (GO): phosphate ion homeostasis; transmembrane transport
Cellular component (GO): membrane
Molecular function (GO): glucose 6-phosphate:phosphate antiporter activity
Source: RefSeq, a predicted model, not a curated record
UCCCUAAAGUUUUUUUUUUUCACGAUUAUUAUCAUUAAAUUGGGAGAGAUUUUUUCAAAAAGAUGACGUUGGGUUCAAAGAGGAAGACACCACCUGGGGUUCUGCUUCUGAGGAGAAUCAGAGGAAGAAACUGGAGCCCGAAGACGUUUCGCUACGUGAUUCUACUGAUCACUUUCAUCGCGUACGCUUGUUACCACGCCUCUCGAAAACCCAGCAGCAUAGUCAAAAGCGUUUUGCACCCAGAGCCAAGCACUAAGCCACCGCAAGCUCAUAUUAUCAACGAGCGUCCUUGGCCUUUGGGAAACGUGUUCGUGAAGGAAGAAACAGACGCAAACCGUGAGUCUAAAGGAUGGGAACCGUUUAACGGGAAAGGUGGUACGUCUAGGCUAGGAGAGAUCGACGUGGCGUUUCUCGCUUGUUACUCGUUGGGAAUGUAUGUCGCUGGACAUUUGGGUGAUACUUUGGAUCUGAGGUUGUUUCUGACUUGGGGAAUGAUUGGGAGUGGGUUCUUCGUGGGGCUGUUCGGGAUGGGUUAUUUCUGGAAUGUUCAUGCGUUUUGGUUCUUUCUGGUGAUGCAAAUGGCGGCUGGGUUGUUUCAGGCGACUGGCUGGCCCUCUGUUGUGGCUGUUGUCGGAAACUGGUUUGGGAAGAGGAAGAGAGGGCUUAUAAUGGGGAUUUGGAAUGCUCAUACUUCUGUUGGGAACAUUUGUGGUUCCUUGAUAGCUGCUGGUGUUCUUCAGUAUGGUUGGGGGUGGUCUUUUAUAGCUCCUGGUUUCGUCAUGUCUUUAGGAGGAGUUCUUGUUUACUUGUUCUUGGCUGCUUAUCCUGAGGAUGUUGGGUUUCCGGAUAUCAAUUCUAAUUCCGGUAAGUUCAUUAAGAGGAACAGAGACAUUGAAGAAGAAGAAGAAAGUGUAGUAGCAGAUGUUGAAAGAGAAGGUGAGGGUUCAGGGUUUAGGUAUGAGAAUAAAAGAAGUGUUGGUCUUUUGCAAGCUUGUAUGAUUCCUGGUGUUAUACCAUUUGCGUUGUGUCUCUUCUUCUCGAAGCUGGUGGCUUACACCUUCUUGUACUGGUUACCGUUUUAUCUAAGCCAGACUACUAUUGGUGGAGAGUAUAUGUCAGUGAAAACAGCCGGAAACCUCUCCACUCUAUUUGACGUUGGAGGCAUUGUAGGUGGGAUUCUUGCUGGCUACAUUUCAGAUAAAUUCAAAGCAAGAGCUACGACUGCAGCAACUUUCAUGUACGCCGCGAUUCCGGCAAUGCUCGUGUACCAUUCCUAUGGAGGCGUCUCUCAGACAGUCAACAUCGUUCUCAUGAUGGUUGCCGGUUUGUUUGUGAAUGGACCUUAUGCACUCAUCACAACCGCGGUCUCAGCGGAUCUCGGAACGCACAAGUCUUUACAAGGGGAUUCGAGGGCGCUUGCGACUGUGACUGCGAUUAUUGAUGGGACUGGAUCUGCUGGGGCGGCUUUGGGUCCUCUUUUGACAGGGUUUCUUUCGACUUUGGGUUGGGAAGCUGUGUUCUAUAUGUUGGUCGUUGGGGCUCUUUGUGCCGGGUUGCUUUUGACCCGUCUUGUUAUUGCUGAAAUUAGAGAGAAACUUGGAUAUGUUGAUGAAGCUGCUGCAUCUGAACCACUCUUAAACGAUAUAAGAUGAUGGAGAAGAGAAUAGAUGUGUGAGAACAGAAGCCAUUGUUUGCUGUUUUGUUCUGUUAUGUAAUAAGGGUUUGAAGAGGAACUUACAAGUUCAUUGUAUUUUGUGUGUCUGUCUGAUUAUAUUGUGAUAUUUUUUUUUUGUCUAAUAACAAA